AUGGCUUCCCCUUCAAACCCCCUUCUCAGCAGCCAUCAGCCUUCUGAUGUGCAAGUAAUCCUCCAUCCCCUUGUCCUCCUUACCAUAUCAGACUACAUCACCCGCCACACCCUCAGAGAACAGUCUGGUCCUAUCAUGGGCGCCCUCCUUGGGCAGCUCAAUGGAAGAGAGAUAACCAUAGAGCAUGCCUUUGAAUGCAACACUGUCGCCAAUCCAGAUGCCCCCAUGGGCUACUCUUUAGACCAUGCAAGGUUCAUCAGCCGCCUAGAGCAAUUCAAAACGGUACACAAAGACCGCAUGCUAGACCUAGUCGGCUGGUACACCCUCAUAGCCAAGACCGGCCCAACCCCCGACAUCCUCCCCACCCACACAACCAUGCUCGACCUCAACGACUCCACCCUCCUCCUCGGCUUCCACCCGGACGAGCUCGCCCACCACUCCAUCGGCGCCAAGCUGCCCCUCACCAUCUACGAGAGCAACUACGAAGCCGACGACGAACAACAAGAUGACGAGGAUAAGACCAUGCAGGACACCGACCCCCCUCUCAAGCUCAAGUUCCGCGAGCUCCAGUAUACCGUCGAAGCCGCCCCCGCCGAGAUGAUCAGCAUGGACUUUGUAGCCCGCGGAGGCGGCAACGCCACGGCCGUCGAGCAGCAGCAGCAGCAAGAACAACAACAGCAAAAGGAACGCCGCCAGGCUACCCCCAGCGAGGUGUCGGAGAAUACCCGGGAAUCCAAAAGGCGAAUAGUCGCCGUCCCUGAUACGGACGUGCCCCCGGACUUCGUCCUCACGAGGGAAGAGGAGGAAAUGAUUGGCGCUCUCACCGCAAAGGCCAACGCCAUCAAGAUGCUCCAGGCCCGUAUCCACGUCAUCCACAAGUACCUCGACCAGCUCCCCGAGUCCUUCAAGCAAGGCGACCACUCUGCCCCCGAGAUGACCGAUGCCGAUCCAAACUUCGCCGCCCCGUCUUACACCAUCCUGCGCCAGAUCCAGGCACUCGUCAGCCGCCUUGAGGUCCUCGUCCCCUCCAAUGAACAGGCUUUCCGUCAAGAACUCCUCCGCGACAAGAACGAUGUCAACCUCGUUUCCCUCCUCGACAGCCUCGUGCAAAGUACGCAGGCCGCCCGUGAAGUCGGUCGCAAGUUCCAAAUCAUCGAGAGUAAUAAGCCUAGGAAUCGAAUGGCUGACUUCGCGGCUGACACUCACUUUACCUUUAAUAUGACGGAGGGCCAUGAACUAUUGUAA
Scedosporium apiospermum is the source of this 1245-nucleotide messenger RNA. RefSeq names its product COP9 signalosome complex subunit 6. The coding region runs from base 1 to 1245 and encodes 414 amino acids. Gene Ontology annotation, molecular function: metallopeptidase activity; protein binding. The record is from RefSeq and is a predicted model, not a curated record. Gene Ontology annotation, cellular component: COP9 signalosome. NCBI's taxonomy places the organism in Eukaryota, Fungi, Ascomycota, Sordariomycetes, Microascales, Microascaceae. Gene Ontology annotation, biological process: protein deneddylation. The transcript has 2 exons.